AUGGCUAGUUGUCAAGCAAGCUUUGUGUCGAUCUUGAACAACGACGACAACCCGGCCUUUACUGUGCGGUCUGCCCCGGGGAUCUCUCGACAAAACUCCAGCUCUUCAUAUUCCUCUUACCACUAUGAGCCUCAACCAACGACGACGACGACGACGACGACAAGGACAUUAACCCCUGAUUUCCGCUACCACCAUCACCACAACCACCACCACCACCAUGCCUACACUAACUCCCCAUCAGUAUCCCCCGCUUUGGCGCGCCAUCCUUACGAACCCGUGUCUGAACCCACGCAGCCCACGUCUCCCGGCUCCUCCGACUGUUCCUACGACUACAUGAGCAGCGGCGCCAGCGUUCGAUCGCAUUACCACCUUAGUCGGCAAGAACCUCAUGGCUACCGGCCCAUGGCAGAGAAGCGGAUCAGUGGGAGCUCGGUGGUCGAGCCUCCGUCCCCGCAGCCUUCGAUUGGAAGCACGACCAAAGAAAGCAUGGCUGCAAAAUCGGGGGUUCGGAAGAACAAGUACCCUUGCCCUUUUGCUGCCAGCCAUGGCUGCACCGCAACCUUUACCACCUCGGGCCAUGCCGCCCGCCACGGCAAGAAGCACACCGGGGAGAAAAGCGUCCAUUGCCCGAUCUGCAACAAGGCGUUCACCCGCAAGGACAACAUGAAGCAGCAUAUCCGGACGCACCGGACUCACUCCGAAGAGAUGCCCACGGGGAUGGCCACCGACCGGGACAGCGAUGGGAGCAGCAGCUGGUCGACCCGGAGAAGCACCGCUUCUUCCACCUACGCCCACCAGCGGUCGACCAGCCAGGCCCAGCGGGAGAAAUCCUCUUACGAUGCCAUGCCACCACGAGUAUGA
This is a messenger RNA of Aspergillus aculeatinus CBS 121060, 861 nucleotides long. Its product is annotated as C2H2-type zinc finger protein. Gene Ontology annotation, biological process: regulation of transcription by RNA polymerase II. Gene Ontology annotation, cellular component: chromatin. Gene Ontology annotation, molecular function: DNA-binding transcription factor activity, RNA polymerase II-specific; RNA polymerase II cis-regulatory region sequence-specific DNA binding. Lineage: Eukaryota; Fungi; Ascomycota; Eurotiomycetes; Eurotiales; Aspergillaceae. Bases 1 to 861 code for a protein of 286 amino acids. The record is from RefSeq and is a predicted model, not a curated record. The transcript has a single exon.